Thelazia callipaeda (thelaziosis nematode) is the source of this 405-nucleotide messenger RNA. NCBI's taxonomy places the organism in Eukaryota, Metazoa, Nematoda, Chromadorea, Rhabditida, Thelaziidae. The record is from the annotation of a GenBank genome assembly.
AUGGUUCAACUAGCAUCGGUAAGUAAUGUUGUACGGGAUAACGAUGGUUCAACUAGCAUCGCAUGCAGACUGUGCUCGAACAAGAAGUUCAACACUAUGAAAGGAUGGCGCAUUCACGCGGCGCGAAUGCACAAAGAAUGUGGCUAUUACCAAAAAUGCCAUCACUACCUUACCGUGCCGUUUGGCUACACUAAGGAACAAAUAAGUGCUGCAAUGGAGAUGCGCUGUCUAGAAUGGUGCCCAGCAGUUAGUAAGGCUGUUAUGCUUGAGCGAGCGGCUAAGAAACGAAAGCUAGAGUUAAUUGGGCGAGAAAUUGAGGCGAAACGUUUUUUCAUUUCAAGUAAGUGGCUAACUGUGUUGCUUAGAAGUGGUAGUGUGGCUACUCUGACAAUGAUUUUGAGGUGA